This is a messenger RNA of Drosophila gunungcola (fruit fly), 336 nucleotides long. RefSeq lists its product as uncharacterized. The coding region runs from base 1 to 336 and encodes 111 amino acids. The record is from RefSeq and is a predicted model, not a curated record. The transcript has 2 exons. Lineage: Eukaryota; Metazoa; Arthropoda; Insecta; Diptera; Drosophilidae.
AUGAGGGUAACCACUCUACUUUUCGGCUUGGGCCUUUUGGUCCUCUGCUUUUCGAGCGGUGGCAGCACUUCUCCCUCAACAGGUGGCAGCACCUCUCCCUCAACAGGUGGCAGCACCUCUCCCUCGACAGGUGGCAGCACAAGUCCUUCGACAGGAACCCCCGAUGGUAGCCCCGCUUCCGGAAGUGGUGACAGCAACACCAGCAACAACAACAGCAGCAACAGGAACAACCGCAGGAGGAUGCAGCGUCAGCGUCGUCGUCGCCAGCGUCAGCGGGCACAGCGCAGGAGGAACCGCCGCAACAACAGGAACAACAGAGUCAACAACAACGGUUAA